GCUUCAACAUCAUCUCUCCGAUGACGAACGAGUGAGCGAAAAGUGGAUCUCAUACUCAGCAGAUGCAAGAUGAUAGCUUGGCUAAACUGACAUCAAGUUUAAUUAAUUUCUAAAUCUCCAAAUUAAUCUAAAUAAUUAAAUUCGACCCCCCAGAUUCGAUCGGUCACUUGUCAUCAUCAUUCAAUCAUGUUUGACAUUCUCAACGAAGAUUUCACAACGUACGAGGCUUACGAGCCAUUCUUGAAAAAGUCGGUCAGCAAGGGGAAGGAGGUUCCGGGGGGGAGUGUCCUCCAAGUGCAGCACGUCGUCAACAUUUCCGUCGCCAAGCAGGACGGACCCGUGCAACAGUAUGACCCCGACCGACAAAUCCUUAAGGUCACCUUGACCGAUGGGGAAAGCACGGUUUAUGCCCUUGUCGCGGAACAAGUCCCUAAGCUCGGAAUCAAUACUCUACCCGGCACGAAAAUCAAGAUUGUCAACACUGUACCAACAUUUGGACAAAUUAUAAUGUUGACACGAGCCAAUUCCUUAAUUUUGGGGGGAAAUGUGCCAAAAUUGGUAGAAAAAUGGAAUUUUCAACGAGCCAUGGACGUCAAGAAGGAAUGGGGCGCGGUGGGGAAGGGGGAAGGGAAUGAUGGACCCCCUUUGUGGCGACCGUGUGGACAGAAAUCUGUCUCCGUGGAUGUCACAAUGCUCAGGAAGAUGAAGGCGAUGGACAUUGUUAACGAGAAGAAGGAAGUUGCCGGUGCAAAGGAAGGAAAUCAAACCCAGUUUGAUCAACAACGACAAGAAACCAUUUCCGAACUCAUGGAUAAAAGUGCGAGGCAAAAGUGGCAAAAACCUAAUAAGCAUCUCGUCACCAAAGAAGCCCAAGACAUCAUGGACGAAGGAUUCACCCAAGAAGAAGCAACCAAUGCUUUAGACAAGUUCAAGAAUCCUCAAAAAGCUCUCCGAUACUUAAAAGCCAACCGUGGCGAGUAUCCCCCCGCGAGAACGGCUCCCCCAGAAGAACGAAGAGACAAGCGGCGAAAAGGCAAAGGUGGUGGCGACGAUGAAGACGACGACGCUCCAAUCCCCAAAGAAUUCCAACGCCCCACCAGCAAUAUUUCCCUCUUUGGCUUCAUCGCCGGCACCAUGAACAUUCAAGGAGGCGGAGACGCCGCUGCAGCCGCCGCCGAACCAGUUGAUGACUACGACAACAAUUAUGGUCGUGGUCGUGGCCGUGGGAGAGGAAGAGGUGGUCGUGGCCGUGGUGGUGAUGAUUAUCGAAGCUCCCGAGGUGACCGUCGCGGCGGCGGCAGCAGCGAUUAUCGAGGUGGUCGUGGAGGAAGGAGUGACAGCCAAAGACCCGCUUUUUCAAGUUAUGACAAUUCCCCCGCGCUCGGUGCCACUUCCUCCUCCUCUGACACUUAUAGUAAUCGACAAAGUUAUGAAUCUUCCAGCGCCCCCCGUGGUGGUGGUUAUCCAAGUGGUAGCAGCAGCAGUAGCAAUUCUACUUCAAGAGGAGGAGGAACAUCACGAGGAGGAAACAGCGCCCGAGGUGGCGGAUACUCGUCGUCAGAUCGUGGCGGCGGUGGUAGAUCCGGUUCAUCCUACAACAAUACUCGAGGAGAUUACAGUGGUCAAGAUCGAUAUUCUUCAGAUUCUCAACAAUUCUCAUCAUCUUCCUCUUCUUCCUAUCGUGGUGGUGAACAACAACGCCAACAAAUGCCGAGUCAAGAUGCUCGAAACUACCCAUCAGCCCCACCACGAUUUCAGAAGAACGACUUCCCACCCGCCAGUACCGAUUAUAAUUCGUCCUCCUACUCGGAGUCUAGUAGUGACAGACACCAAUCGUCGUCACGUGGUCGUGGGGGUGGUGGUGGGGGACAAUGGGGGUCCACUUCCCACAACGAGUAUAGAAACUCUUCUUCCUCCUCCAACGACUGGAACCCGUCCUCGUCUAUUGGCCCGAUGGUAUUUACGAGGGGAGGAGGACGGGGUCGAGGAGGUCAAAGUUCACGAGGGUAUUAUUGAGUCCUUACAAACAAAUCCAUUCAUACUUUAUAUCAUGGAAGAAAUAUCACAAAUAAAUAACAGUUAUUCUAAACUAGUAAAUACGAAA
This is a messenger RNA of Folsomia candida, 2104 nucleotides long. Its product is annotated as keratin, type I cytoskeletal 9. The transcript has 6 exons. NCBI's taxonomy places the organism in Eukaryota, Metazoa, Arthropoda, Collembola, Entomobryomorpha, Isotomidae. The coding region runs from base 187 to 2016 and encodes 609 amino acids. The record is from RefSeq and is a predicted model, not a curated record. Gene Ontology annotation, cellular component: nucleus.